Lacerta agilis (Sand lizard) is the source of this 1493-nucleotide messenger RNA. RefSeq names its product tetratricopeptide repeat domain 19 (gene TTC19). The record is from RefSeq and is a predicted model, not a curated record. NCBI's taxonomy places the organism in Eukaryota, Metazoa, Chordata, Lepidosauria, Squamata, Lacertidae. Gene Ontology annotation, cellular component: mitochondrial inner membrane. Bases 40 to 1149 code for a protein of 369 amino acids. Gene Ontology annotation, biological process: mitochondrial respiratory chain complex III assembly. The transcript is spliced from 10 exons. Gene Ontology annotation, molecular function: protein binding.
UCGCUGUGUGUUGCGCUGCUGCCUCGGAGGGGCCUGAGAAUGGCGGCGGCAGCGGUGACGGCCGCGGGACGGCGCAGCGUGGCUCAGGCGAGGGCCGGCCGCAGCGGAGAUGAAACCCGGUCCCGGGGAGGGAAGCGCACUACAGCAGCCGCGGGAGCCGCUACCUUGGCGGGAGGCCUCGGCCUAUCAGCCUUUUCCCUUUUCUCCCACGAAGCUGAGAAAGAGAAGGAUUCAGCAGAAGGGCAGAGCGAGGUGAAGGAAGAAGACACCAUCAUUCUUUUGCUAAAGAAGGCCAAGCUGAGCAUCAUGAAAGGAGAGUUGGAAGAGGCAGAGAGGCUGCUUCACGAAGCUGCCAGGCUCUCACACCAGUCGGACAACAAGCAAGCAAUUAUUUAUACAUACGGCACGAUGGCGAAUUUGGCUUUCAUGAGGGGUCAGCUAGAUCACGCAGAAAAACUUUUCAAAGCAGCCAUGAGCUACUUACUGGCUGGGGACAUGAAGCAAGAUGACAAUGCCAUAAUAGAGAUGUCCCUCAAGCUGGCCAGCAUCUAUGCAGCACGGAAUGAGGACAAGUUGGCCCUGGCUGGCUACGAGUUCUGCAUUCUGACCCUGGAGGAGAAGGUGGCAAAACAGAAGGACAUCCCCGUGGACGUUUUGCCAGAGGAAGAAAAAUCCAACACGCGUCUCCUCCUGGGGAUGACCCUCGACUCGUACGCCCGCUACCUCCUGGCGCACAGUCAGGCAGCCACGGCCCAGAGGAUGUACGAGAAGGCGCUGCAGAUCUCCAUGGAGGUUCAAGGGGAGACACACCCCCAGACAGUGGUUCUGAUGAACGAUUUGGCGACGGCUCUGGACGCUCAGGGCCUCUACGAAGAUGCCUACGCGCGAGUAAGGAGGGCGUCAGAGCUGGCCCAGCAGACAGAGCACCCAGAGACCUACAUCGUGUUGAACAACUUCGCUGGGAUUCUCAUGCACAAAGAAGAGUAUUCAUCGGCGAAAGCUGUCUACAAAGAAGCCCUGCAGAAGGCAGAGGCAGCUGGAGAUGGCGCUUCCGUCAGACAGAUCCGGAAAGAGCUGGCCGAGCUUGCCAGGCGGAGGAGGAAGGGGCCAGUCUCUACGGCCGGUUCUUCGGGAGGAGAACAAGAGUGAUGGAGGUGGCGCAGGAGGGAAGAGGGUGACGCAAGCGUCGGCCGCAAAACCCUCAGAAGCACAGCGUCUCCCUUUGCGUGGCAAGGACAGGCGUGUUGCGGGAAGCGCAAGGCAACCCCAUGAAGCAUCUCCGAUAAAAAAAGGUCAAGAGGGGUCAGCGGGUGGGAGACCCCAGGAGGCUGGGGCAAAGUUGUGCCACCGAAAUACACGACGCGGGCAGGCGUCUCCGUAAGUCUCUGUGCUGGGAAAGGAGACGAAAAGCUAAGCUCUGCAUCCCAAAACUGAAUAAAGACGACUGCAGCUUAAGGGUGGAUCUUUAAAAAGAAAGAAAGACAACAUUUACU